AUGGAAGACCUGGCCGACUCCAUCUGCAACACGAUGGUCACCCUGGGCGUGGGGAUCAUCACCAAGGAUGCAGGAGCAAUCGCCUCUGCUAUCACGGUUCGAGGAGGCCAUAAAAAAAGCCUCUCGAUUGUCCACAAACAUCGCAACCUACAGAUCAUAGCCACGGUGGCCAACGUCGCCGGCAUCACUGCCAAAUCCAAGCUGGUGGACCUCCGCGUGCAGGCCAUUAGGUAUCAGGCAGAGACCUGUUUGACGGACUUGAAGUAUGGGGCCUUCAACUCCCAGACAGAUCACGUUGCGAAGCCGUCAACUACUACAUGGAGGGAUGGCAAGGGCGCGGUUCAGGCGAUCUCUGACAUUGGUUUUGCCAUGCCUGAUGUUUUCCGUUGA
This is a messenger RNA of Aspergillus lentulus, 390 nucleotides long. The record is from RefSeq and is a predicted model, not a curated record. Lineage: Eukaryota; Fungi; Ascomycota; Eurotiomycetes; Eurotiales; Aspergillaceae.